AUGAAAAAUAAAACGACAAUGUGUAAACCUUUAGUAUGCGAACAAGAAGUUAAAGCUAAACCAACACGAUUUACCGUUGCUACACAAACAGAAAUGGAAUAUAUGAUUCUCAAUGUACCAUUAGUUACAUUACCUGCACCAAUUUAUCUUCCUUCACCAGCGCCGAGCUAUCGGCUAUUUGAACCGAAAGCAAUGGCAAUACCUGCACCUUUUUUUUGUACCAAUUAUGAUACCUGUACCAAAAAACGUUUAUGA
This is a messenger RNA of Rotaria socialis, 255 nucleotides long. The record is from the annotation of a GenBank genome assembly. Lineage: Eukaryota; Metazoa; Rotifera; Eurotatoria; Philodinida; Philodinidae.